This is a messenger RNA of Letharia lupina, 309 nucleotides long. RefSeq lists its product as uncharacterized. Lineage: Eukaryota; Fungi; Ascomycota; Lecanoromycetes; Lecanorales; Parmeliaceae. The record is from RefSeq and is a predicted model, not a curated record. The transcript is spliced from 2 exons. Bases 1 to 309 code for a protein of 102 amino acids.
AUGCCUGUCCACCCAUCUGAAGAAGAAGCGCCUUCGGGCAUAUUCGAGAAAAUCGCGAAGGAUCCGUCCUCGGCAUCGGAGUCAACAGCCAGCGAUCACGAGCAUCAUGAGAACGAGCACACUCCAGGCAAAGCGUCCGCUGAAGAUCAUCAAUCCAAAGGUCCUGCGAUCCCCAUGAACAUGAGCGGUAUGUCGCCAACCCGGCAUUGCGAGCGAAUACGGUGGCUAAUUGCUCAUGACAUUCCAGACAUGCCACCAAAGGCUAGCAAGGAGGAGUUGAAGGCUCGUUCCGAGGAGCUCAACCCGUAA